UUGUAUUCACGGCCAUCAAUAAAACAAAAACAACUAUAAUUCACGUGAAUUUGAAAAGAAGUUCUGACAAAAUGACUACAUUUCUACUACUGAUCAUUGCACUGGUUCUAAUUAACACGGUUCAUUGUAUCAAUUCAAUUAAACGAAAAAAAAAUAAUUUAAGCUCGGAAGAUCAUUCAUUAGUUUCAAAAAAUAAUCGCUAUAUAUUACCAGAAAUUCCAGUGUACACAACUUCCAUUUCAAUAUUAGAAAAUAUGGAAUAUAAAAUAAUUGAUAAUGUUUUUAAAAACUCAAAUGGAAGGGUAAUUUUUCCGACAAAUAAUUUAGAAAAUGUUGAAUAUUCGAUAUUUAAAAGCAAUAACAAAAUUGGUUUAGAAUCGCCACAAAUUAAAUCUUUACCAGUUUUAAACGCAAUCGAAACAAGAAGGGAAGAAAAUUUUGAUCUUGAAUUAGAACCAAGACCACAUGACAUUGAAAAUUGUUCAAAAAACUUGACUUUUUGCGAAAAAAUUCAAAAUUAUCCAAGAAAAAAAAUACUUAAGUUAUUAACUAAUGAAAAAAACUUAAUGUUUUCAAUUUUAAUUGACAAACAUUCUGCAACGAAUUAUAACAUAUCUUCGUUGAAUAAUAUGAAUUUGAAGAAUAUGUGUUUUUCUAAAGAAUUUGUGAUUUAUCCAGAAGUAGCUCUCAAUCAUAAUGGAAAAUGGCGUUACAUUGUACAAGAUGGUAACAGUAAUUUCAAACAAGGAAUAAGUAUUAUACAAUGCAGAAAGGUUGGAAUGAGCUGUCCAUUUACGAAAUUAUUACCAAACAAUAUUAAAACAUGUUGUGUACAAGAAUAUAUUAAUAUCAAAUUAGUGACCGUUGAUACAUCAAAAAAUAUAUAUUAUGAAAAAUUUAAACUUCCAUGUUGUUGUAAGUGCAAGUAUAUAGAUUCUUAAACAUUAAUGGACGACGAAAAAGCAGAUCAUAUUUUUUAAGAUUCGAUGAUACCGCAAAAUAUAAUUACAAUAAUCAGUAUAUCCGUAGUAAUAACAUAUUAACCAUACAAAUUUAAAAUAGUUAUA
Molecule: messenger RNA, 1067 nt
Organism: Sipha flava (yellow sugarcane aphid)
Lineage: Eukaryota; Metazoa; Arthropoda; Insecta; Hemiptera; Aphididae
Exons: 7
Coding region: 72-941 (289 amino acids)
Biological process (GO): innate immune response; central nervous system formation; regulation of Toll signaling pathway
Cellular component (GO): extracellular region
Molecular function (GO): Toll binding; growth factor activity
Source: RefSeq, a predicted model, not a curated record